GCUGCGGGAGUAGCUGGGCGAGAGUUGGGGGGAGUGGCUCCCCGGGCGGCGCGGGGGGCCGGCGGGUCCUGGGGCAGCGCGAGGUGGCCGUGGCGCUGCGGGGCGAGGCCGGCGAGCGCGGGACGCCCCUGGUUGCCGCUCAGCCUCCGCGGAGCGGGGCGGCGCGGGAGCCGCACUUGCCUCGUCUGCGCGCCCGACGGUGUCCGCCCCGCGGGGCGGUCUGCGACCCGGCGGCGAGUCGGGGCGGACCCGGCUUCCCGGGAGCGCCGAGAGCCCGGCACGCGCCUCCGCGGCCGCGAAGAAGAGCCGAGCGGGCGGCGGGCGCGCUCCCGGCGGCCCCGGCAUGACUUCUCGGGGCUCCCCGCUGGCGCCGUUGCUGCUCCUCUCUCUGCAAGGUGUCACGGUUUCCCUGGAAGUCUCAGAGAGCCCUGGGAGUGUCCAGGUGGCCCGGGGUCAGACAGCAGUCCUGCCCUGUACUUUCACUACCAGUGCUGCCCUCAUCAACCUCAAUGUCAUUUGGAUGGUCAUUCCUCUCGCCAAUGCCAACCAACCUGAGCAGGUCAUUCUGUAUCAGGGUGGACAGAUGUUUGAUGGUGCCCCCCAGUUCCAUGGCAGGGUAGGAUUUGCAGGCACCAUGCCAGCCACCAAUGUCUCUAUCUUCAUUAACAACACUCAGCUAUCAGACACUGGCACCUACCAGUGUUUGGUUAACAACCUUCCGGAUAGAGGGGGCAGAAACAUUGGGGUCACCGGUCUCACAGUCUUAGUUCCCCCUUCUGCCCCUCACUGCCAAAUCCAAGGAUCCCAGGAUGUGGGCAGCGAUGUUAUCCUGCUCUGCAGCUCUGAGGAAGGCAUUCCUCGGCCAACUUACCUUUGGGAGAAGUUAGACAAUACCUUCAAACUACCUCCAACAGCCACUCAGGACCAGGUCCAAGGAACAGUCACCAUCCGGAACAUCAGCGCGCUGUCUUCAGGUUUGUACCAGUGCGUGGCUUCUAAUGCCAUCGGAACCAGCACCUGUCUUUUGGAUCUCCAGGUUAUCUCCCCGCAGCCCAGGAGCAUUGGACUAAUAGCUGGAGCCGUUGGCACUGGUGCAGUUAUUGUCAUUUUUUGCAUUGCACUAAUUUUAGGGGCAUUCUUUUACUGGAGACGCAAAAAUAAAGAGGAGGAGGAAGAAGACAUUCCUAAUGAAAUAAGAGAGGAUGAUCUUCCACCUAAAUGUUCUUCUGCCAAAGCAUUUCACACCGAGAUACCCUCCUCUGAGAACAACACAUUGACCUCCUCUAAUACCUACAACAGCCGAUACUGGAGCAACAAUCCAAAAGCUCAUAGAAACACAGAGUCAUUCAACCACUUCAGUGACUUGCGCCAAUCUUUCUCCCUGCACUCGGGCAAUGCCAACAUACCAUCCAUCUAUGCUAACGGGACCCACCUGGUCCCAGCUCCACAUAGGACUCUGGUAGUGACAGCCAACAGAGGCUCAUCACCGCAGGUCAUGCCCAGGAGCAAUGGCUCGGUCAGCAGGAAGCCUCGGCUGCAGCACACACAUGCCCACACCAUCAGCCAAGCAACGCUGGAGCGAAUUGGCGCUGUCCCGGUCAUGGUGCCAGCCCAGAGUCGGGCCGGGUCCCUUGUAUAGGACAUGAGCAGAUAGUGUUCAGAAAAAAGCCAGUGUGAUGCCCCAUACACAGGGUGGGGGUGGUGGAUGAGUGCGGGGAAAGAAACACUUUCCUUAUCACGAUACUAGUAAAAAGCACAGAAAAGAAAGUUAAUGCUGUUACCUGGCCACUGAGAUUUGUGAAAUGAGCCAGAAUGUCUGUCCUGAAGACUUGUUUCUCCGCCUCCGAUGUCCCGGGAUCCUAGUCAGUAAGCUGGAUCUCAAAGAUGUGCCAAGCCAAGGGAAAGAUGUGAGCAGAAUAGCACGUGAAAUCUACACUGCAGUCCAGAUGGGUUUGUUCUCUAGCUCAUGCCUAAAUCUUUCAAGAGACUCAAGUGCCAGAUGGAGUUUAAAUAAUGACAUUAUUUUAAUAGAUAGGCGUCUUUAGAAAAGUAAUGAACAUCUUUCUAUCCCCUCUAUACAUAGAGGGCAAAUGGCAUGAAUGGUUAGUAUCUGUCCCUACAUCACAGAAUCAAAACUUUUUACACAAGCAGAAUUCAGUAAGAGGUGGUGGGGGGGAACAGAAGAAACUUCUUUGAGAAGCCGAUUCAUAGUUCCUUAUUUCUGAACCAUGAAUUUCAUAUUUGGAAUAUAUCUCUAUGGACAGAUUCUUGCCUGUCUAGGUUUUUCUAGGGUCUGCUACAGAUCCAUGACAAUUACUGUUCAUUAUUUCCCGGGAAAGUAUUUUUUUAAAAGAAAUGUAUUGGUUUUUUAAAAAAUACAUGGAGGCAUUGGACUAGGAAAUAAAAGACUGUUGCUAGUUAACACCACAAUCAGUGACUAUUCACUAGGCCCCCGGAGGGCCAUCAGCAAAGAGCGAGGCUGGGGGGCGGCACAGGAGGGAGGCAGGCAGGUCCAGGGACUGGAGCAUCCCUGGCAGCCUCUCGGAGCAGGGCGUCCGGGGGGCCUUGCUAUCACACCAGGUCAUUCCUAAUGAGGGCAGCACCUGAUGCCUUUUGUGCUGAGGGAGAUAACUUUCUCCUUCUUUGACAAGCAGAGGUUAGUAGGUUGUUACAGGGCAGGAGUUGUUUUGUUUUUCUUCAAAAUAAUUAUUUUUGUGAAAGAUGGUACUGAGACCGAAAGGAUGUGUCUUCAGGUAUGCUCCUGGGAGGGUUUGCCCUGUAUUUGUCAGAGCUCAGGGUUGCAGUUGUGUCCAAAUGCAUUUUAUACCCCUGUAAAGAGACUCCUUUUGUGAUUAAUUACCCGGUGUGGCCUUAGAGUUCACCCGGUAAUUUACAAACUCCCCACUCUGUUUUGUGCUCUGUAGAUAGGGUCAUACUUGGAUUGGUGACUAUCUUGCCUUAAUCACACUAUAAGCAGCACACAAA
Messenger RNA from Myotis daubentonii (Daubenton's bat), 2985 nucleotides. It is a transcript of the gene IGSF11, whose product is annotated as immunoglobulin superfamily member 11. Gene Ontology annotation, cellular component: cell-cell junction. The record is from RefSeq and is a predicted model, not a curated record. Lineage: Eukaryota; Metazoa; Chordata; Mammalia; Chiroptera; Vespertilionidae.